UUGUCUGUGUGACCAUGUCCUGUGGCAGCCUGUGUGUCCCCUCCUGUGGGGUGGCCACCCCGGCCCCUCUGGCUGACACGUGCAACGAGCCCUGCGUGCGGCAGUGCCCCGACUCCACGGUGGUGAUCCAGCCCCCGGCCUCAGUGGUCACCUUCCCCGGGCCCAUCCUCAGCUCCUUCCCCCAGCAGAGCGUGGUUGGCUCAGCAGGAGCCCCCGGCGUUGGAGGGGGCUACGAUCAGGUCUCUAAAUCCAGAAAGCUGGACAAACCUUAG
Messenger RNA from Manacus vitellinus (golden-collared manakin), 272 nucleotides. Its product is annotated as claw keratin-like. Bases 15 to 272 code for a protein of 85 amino acids. The record is from RefSeq and is a predicted model, not a curated record. Lineage: Eukaryota; Metazoa; Chordata; Aves; Passeriformes; Pipridae. Gene Ontology annotation, cellular component: intermediate filament. The transcript is spliced from 2 exons. Gene Ontology annotation, molecular function: structural constituent of cytoskeleton.